GGCAGAGAGGUGAAAAGUAAGAAGCAGAGCAGAACAGGUUCUUUGAGCUGGGUCAGAGACUAAAAGCCUGGAAUAAACAUGUUGGAAUGCUUCAUGUUCUCAAAACAUUUUUCAGGACUGACUUUCUCCUGACUCUCCUGGGUCUAAAUCAGGAAUUACAUAAAUAAGAUAGCCUAACCUUUGCUUCUGCAUCAACAGGUUUUUGGGAGUCAAAUCUGGAGGGCGUGUAGAAAUGACCAGGUCAGGUGCACACAAGCUUAUGUUGGGGUUCCUGUUCACCUGCAUCACAAUGAUGUUCUACUGUUUUUCGGCACCGUCUUUCCGAACCAACACGCCAAGAUUUCCAGGGCCAGCUCCGUGUGCAAAUAAAAGCCUAAAAUGGCAAAUGAAGAAGGACAGUUUCUCUACAACUAAAGAGGAGCAUUGCGUGCCAAAAGUGAACCUGAUGUUCUUGAAGACCCACAAAUCAGCAAGCAGCACUAUUCUCAAUAUUCUUCUCCGUUAUGGAGAGAAGAACGGGCUGAAAUUUGCUCUUCCUAGUGGUCGUAAUGAUUUCUCUUAUCCAUCUACAUUUACACGAAUGCAAGUGAAGGAUUACAGACCAGGUGAAUGCUUCAAUAUCAUCUGCAACCACAUGCGUUUUAAUGCUCCUGAGGUUGAAGCGCUUUUACCAGACGAUGCAUUCUUCUUCACCAUACUCAGAGACCCAGCUCUGGUCUUCGAGUCCUCGUUCCAUUACUACAAAAGGGUAGUGCCCUUGACAUGGAGGAUCCAUGGUGAGAAUAAACUAAGAGAUUUUCUGAAUAAGCCACAAAUCCAUUUUGACUCGGAAGGAUUCAACUCCUUUUAUCUGAAGAACCUUAAUUUUUUCGACCUUGGUUUUGACAACACGUUGGAACCAAAGGAUCCAAUAGUGGACAGCGCCAUUCAUGAUAUUGGAGAGCGCUUCCAGCUCGUCCUGAUUGCUGAGCAUUUCGAAGAGUCACUCAUUCUGCUCAAGGAUGCUCUCUGCUGGCAGAUGGAUGACUUGCUGUUCUUCAAUAUGAACACACGCAGGCCUACAAGUGUGUCCCAACUCACACCCGAGCUGAGGGCCAAGGCUCGUGAGUGGAAUGGGGUUGACUGGAAGCUCUACCGUUACUUCAAUGCCACUCUCUGGGCCAAAGUCGACGCCUACGGAAGGAAGCGCAUGGAGAAGGAGGUGAAAGAGUUGCGCCAGAGGAACAGUGAGAUGGCAGCGAUUUGUAUUAGCGGUGGGAUGGCUGUGGAGGCUCAGGACAUAAGGGACCAAAGCAUGCGGCCCUGGCAGCCUGUUGGAGAGAGCUCUAUUUUGGGAUACAACAUGAGGAGCAACAUUGCACAGCAAUACAGGGAGCUCUGCCGAAAGAUGCUAACGCCCGAAAUUCAGUACCUAACAGACCUAGGAGUAAAUCUGUGGAUAACCAGACUGUGGGGCUGGAUCAAAACUAUUUUCUCAUUAUGAUUAUUGAAAUAGUGCCAUUCUGUCUAUCCUCAUGACUUCCUAAUGAAGAAUGGAACAAUUGUAUUUUAUUUAAAAAUUUUUUUUUUUUUUUUUUUUUUACAAAUAAUUUAACAUAUUUCAUGACAUGAUGGUGGCAAAGAAAUAGCAGCCUUUGCAGUAAAUGAGCAUGCUUAAUACUUAUUGUGUGUGUAAUAAUAUGUAAAAUGUUUAAAUAGAUAUUUAACUAUGAAAUGUACUAUAAUCCUUUAUGAUAUUUUUGUGAAAAUAAUCCUGGGUGCAAUUCCAUAACAUUUUCUUUUCCCCUCUCUGACUUUCGAUGACUUCACACAUUCUCUGAUGAUCUAAUUUGCCAAAAGCUGUCGUUCCCCCUCUAUUCUUCUCCCUAUUCGUACAUGGCACAAUCUGUUUCCACAAUCUGUUUCCCCCUCCUAUUUGACUAACAUGGUUUUCUCCCCUUUCUACAGAAGCUUCUCUUUUCCAACAAUGCUACUACCUGCAUGUAGAUCUUUCCACAGCUGAAUCUUUCACGGCCUCUUCUUCUUCAUCACUAACAUUGUAAACAUCUGGCCAGGUCUUGACUGGCUUUAAAUAAACUUUCUUCCGGCUUCUCCCGUUAGGGGUCACCACAGCGGAUCAUCCGCAUGUUUGAUUUGGCACAUGUUUUUACGAUGGAUGCCCUUCCUAAUGCAACCCUCCCCAUUUA
Molecule: messenger RNA, 2186 nt
Organism: Silurus meridionalis
Lineage: Eukaryota; Metazoa; Chordata; Actinopteri; Siluriformes; Siluridae
Gene: gal3st1b
Product: galactose-3-O-sulfotransferase 1b
Exons: 3
Coding region: 233-1483 (416 amino acids)
Biological process (GO): galactosylceramide biosynthetic process; myelination
Cellular component (GO): membrane
Molecular function (GO): galactosylceramide sulfotransferase activity
Source: RefSeq, a predicted model, not a curated record